Messenger RNA from Musa acuminata subsp. malaccensis (wild Malaysian banana), 2075 nucleotides. The record is from RefSeq and is a predicted model, not a curated record. NCBI's taxonomy places the organism in Eukaryota, Viridiplantae, Streptophyta, Magnoliopsida, Zingiberales, Musaceae.
UGCAAGAGCUCUCAAGGAAGAUUUACUUUUAGACUGCCUCUCCUCCGUUUCCGUUCUCUGCCUCUCUCCCUCUGUAGCGGGCACGCGAGUACUUGAAAAGCUAUCCUCUGCUAUCUAUUCCUCGACCACUGCUCUCAGCUGCCUCCUAUCUUUCCUCCCCUUGCGAUCGGAUCAUUUGGCGUACCAGCAAUUGUCUUUAUUGUUUUGGUGUGUUUCAGGUGGUGCCAAGGUAGGUUUUGUGUUUGUUUUUGUGAUCCCCUCCAGCAUAAAAGCCAAGGAGAACAAAAGAUCCAGAUCUUGCAUACUGGGAUCUUACGGACGACAACAAGAAGAGAAACCGAUUCAGGUGAUAUCAACAGGAGACACUUCGACUAUGAACGACGACAUCUCCUGUGUUCCUCCGGGUUUCCGGUUCCACCCCACCGAUGAAGAACUGGUAGGCUACUACCUGAGAAAGAAAGUGGCUGCAAGAAAGAUCGAUUUGGACGUAAUAAAAGACGUCGAUUUAUACAAGAUCGAACCUUGGGAUCUUGAAGAGAUAUGUAAGAUCGGAGCAGAAGAGCAGACUGAGUGGCACUUCUUUAGCCACAAAGACAAGAAGUAUCCGACUGGAACUCGAACGAAUCGAGCAACAGCAGCUGGAUUCUGGAAAGCUACGGGAAGAGACAAGCCGAUCUACUCCGUGCGUCGCUUGAUCGGGAUGAGAAAGACCUUGGUCUAUUACAAGGGUCGAGCACCGAACGGGCAGAAGUCGGAUUGGAUCAUGCAUGAAUACCGGCUGGAGACGAACGAAGAUGGAACUCCACAGGAAGAGGGUUGGGUGGUGUGUAGGGCGUUCAAGAAACGAGUGCCUACUGCAAGAAAAGCGAGUGAUGAAUUGCUGCCAUGGUACGAUGAACAAGCUUCCUUCAUGCAAGACAUCUACUCCCCAAAGAGGACUAUUCCGCAGGCAGACAUAGGAUAUCACCACCAACUCUACCCCCACAAGAGAGAUAUAAAGCUGCAUCACCACUCACCACAUGAAGCUUGUCACCAACUCCCACCAUUGGAGAGCCCUAAGUUCCUCAACUACCUAAAUCAUGAAAGCUCUCUGCAACGAUGCAUCAUCUCAGAGAAUGAAGCUUUGCAACCCGGCCACCGAUUCGGGGAAAUCACGACCUGCAACGACAAUGAAAAUACAAGUCGAGCAUCAGAUCAAAUGACAGAUUGGAGGGUCCUCGACAAGUUCGUCGCGUCUCAGCUUAGCCAUGAUGUUUCAAGAGAGCCUAUUUACUCGGAUGAAGCUAAUAUUCUUCAAGCUCCUGUUGAACAACAAGUUGUUGGAGUGGAGCUUCCGCUGGCAUCAGCUUCAAGCUGCCAAAUCGAUCCAUGGAAAUGAAACGAGAAGAUGAUUAAUGGAAUUAGAAAUAUAUACGUAGCAGGCAGGUCCUCUUGUUUUGCUACAACAGUAUAAAUCAUGUGUGUCAUGAUCAUGGUUUUGUAUGGUAUAUAAGCAACCAUAAGAUUGCAAUGUCGGUGUUAUUCUUGAUAUUGCUGGUUGUUAAUGGUACAAAAAUAUAUCUAGCAAUAUAAAUACCAUGGUAGGCCUCCGGCCAAGAAUUUCUACAGCUCAUCGUUUGGGAUGGAACCUAAUCUCUCCAUUACGACACUGACUGACAUCAUCUAUCUGCUCCUCGUAAUGCGCCUGGCCAAAUUCACUAGCUAACUCGAAAAUAUUACCUCCAUUAAUCGUUUCAUGCAACGAUGAAAACACAUUGCAAAAGUUCAUCAUGAUAAGGUAAACAUUAUUUCACUGUGACAAAUACGAACAAAAACAUGAAUGCUAACUAAAGCUCACGCAAAAGCAAUACAUGAGUGUUACAGAUCAUAUUAACGACAAAAAUAGAACGACCUUAAUGAAUCCAAUAACAUGCACGAUCAAAAAGAGCAUCAUCAUAUCAUCCGCGAACUAGUUAUCAUAAGUUAAUAUACAAUGAUUUCAAGACUCGGUCGAUGUUACAUGUAUCAAUGUGCUGAAGAACUACUGGAAAGUAGGAGUUUGUCGUAGCAAAAUAAUGAUGGUAGCAUGUGAUACC